GGAGGAAUGGGAGGAAGAAGAGGAAGAGAAGGGAGGAGGACAGGCAGGCAGAUGGAUAGUGGUGUCCCUCCUCUUCCUCUUCUUCCUCUCCCUCCAUUCCAUUGCAUUCUGCAGAAUGGACAGCCAGCCCUGGCUCGUCCUCCAUUUCUGACAUAUUCACCCAUAGCCCCCCCGCUUACUGUUACUCUCUCUUCAAGCUUUGCCCCCACCCCUUUCUCUUCUUCUUCCUCCCCCCCCCCCCCCCCCGUCUCUCUCUCUCCCUCUCUCUCUGCCACUCACCUUGCUACUGCUGCUGCUGCUGCCUUCGGAUCGCUGGUGCCCUUGGCGAUGGAAAAUGAUGGCAUGAUUUGCUGGAAAGGUAAAUGUCCCCCGACCGAAGGCUGACAUCGCCCCCGUUGGUUGAUGAAGUAGUCUGAGUGAGUGUGGGAAGGAGGAACGAGGUUGUCCUCACCUCAGAGGGUGCAAGCUCGUCGCGGUGCCAAGUUAGCGAGCACACCCACUGCUUUUGCUGUGGGGAGAGAGAAAGUGAGAGUGUCCAAGGUGUAUUUCGGGUCUCGCUUUGGGGGUGCGCAGGUAAUUAAGCUGAGCGCGUGGUGGAGCGAUUAGCGCAAUUGAAUUUGUGAGUCGUGGAGCUCAUGUGGUGAAUUGGUUGUGGACGUGGUUGUGUGGGAUGUUGACUGGAGGUGGAAGUAUGCAAGUCUGAUUGUUGCAGUACAUGAGAGGAGUAGCGGAGCUGAGAGUGCAUACGAGUGGGGCUCGUCUGUGUUCUGGAAGCAAGGGGGCACUAUCACAGGGAGAGGCAGGUGACUGCGUUGGUGACAAUGGUGACAAGGAAUAGUAGCCAUGGUCGUGACAUGAAGGGAAGUUUUCAUGAGGAGAGGCAAGGUAUGUGAGUUUCAAAGGAGUGGACGAGUACUGUUGCGCUUGGAGAAAAAUGAGCUCUUUGAAUGAGCCUGGCUAAUGCCGAAUCGGGCGCCCAGGCAUGAAGGAGAGAAUCGGCCACAUGCAGCGUUGCCAAGCGCAGAAAGAGGUUGACGAUUUGCUCAUAUUAGGUGUUAAGGAAGCAUAGCCUUUUUGAGUUACAUGAACGUUACGGCAUUCAAACCUAGGACCGUCACAAUACAUGGUUCUAGAAUCAGUGUAAGCCUGUGACAUUGUCUGACUGCACUGGUGCAAGUGAGUACAAUUAGAACCAGUGUUGUUGUGGUUCAGCACAGUAGCUGAGAUCAUUGUAGAUGUGCACCAGGAAGAUCAAAAUGUGUAUGAUAUUCUUUGACGAGAAGGUCCUUACACCCCUGGGGUAGUAGACUUCGCGACUCCGAAAUCCCCGCUGUAUUUAUUGCAGCGGCGGAGGAGCGACGUGAAGAAUGUCCUCCUUCGUAUCCCCUCAUUAUAAUGCCACGGCACCAGCACCGAUAGACGGGGUCAUCUAUCCGGGCGUCCUCCCACCUGCGGGCCAACGAGCUGCAACCCCGGCAGCGUCAGGUUCCCGAAACCCACACAUCAACCCCAGUGUGGUUGUGAUUGUAGUAAUCCUCAGCGUAGUGUUCAUAUUGUCAGGGUUCCUACACUUGCUGGCGCGUUGCCUGGGGCGGCGGCGCCAACCUCCCCCGCGGCAUCACAGCCCUCUUGUGAGUGCGCUUCAUGGCCAGCUGCAGCAUUUGUUUCACUUGCACGAUGCAGGAGUUGAACAAGCCUUCAUCGACACGCUGCCAGUGUUCUCGUAUGGUUCCAUCAGGGGUUUGAAGGAUAGUGCAGAUUGCGCGGUGUGUUUGACGGAGUUCGGGGACGAUGACCGGCUGCGGUUGUUACCGAAAUGUAAGCAUGCCUUUCACUUGGAGUGCAUUGACACAUGGCUGUUGUCGAACUCGACAUGCCCCUUGUGCCGUCGCAGUUUGCUUCCUGACCCGGUUGUCCACGGUGGCGCUUCGAGCUCCCACCAUGGACAGCUCGAGAUGGUGUCUGCCUCCGACAUGAUGCACUCGAACAGGUUCAUAUGUCCUGACCAGAGGCGCUUUUCCCUGGAGGAACAGCUUGUUCGAGACUCCCGCCGCAUAAGCAGCCUCCACGGGAGCAUCCACGGCAGUUACCAGAAUAGCUUCCGCAUUUGCGAUGUAGCUGAAGUCGAGGACUCCGAAAACGAAAUUCAAGAAAUUCAGGAGAUUCAAGAAUUUCGUACCCAGGUCGAGACCCCGAGCCCUUUUGCUCCCACUAUUCGCGUCAUGGAUGAGCACGGCAUACAUCGAGUGCUCAAGGUUGAGCUCGGCAAAGUAGCGGGCCGCAAAGUGAAGACAGACUCCCGCAAGCUCACUCGCAAUGGUGGGCGAUCGUACUCCAUGGGCAGCUACGAGUACAUUGUGGACCCCUCCAACUGGGAGCUUAUGAUCGCGCCGACUCCGUAUCCUGGUAGACCGCAGGACUGGGCGCCAUCGAAGCCCACACAUCGAAGCGCCCUAUCUGACAGCAUCCCAGAACUUGCAAGUGCAGGCGGCACGCCCGCCAACGACGAGCUGUUCUGGGCCAGUCGCGGCCUUUACACUCCCAACACAUUGUCUCGCGUCCGGGAGCUUCUGACCCCCAUAGGAUCGGAGUACUCAAAUGCAGGAUUCUCCCCGGCUGCUUUCCUAGACUAUUCGUACUCGCCGGGGCAAGGAGAUCGGUGGAUCGAUAUUGACAUUGAACGAGGGGAGAUCAUCGAAGACGACGAGUUGGAAGCAGCAUCCAAUCAAGACAAGGAGGAAGCCAAACUCGAAAAGUCAAGAUUCUCUAGUACCUCUUCCUCUAAGUCCGAGUCGGCGACUGCGCAUGUGGUCGCUGUUGACAAGGAAAACGAUUUCAAGCAACGGUCGUCGUCGCUCAGCCGGUUGCCCGAAGGGAAGGUGAGUGUGAGCUGGUACCGACGAUCGUUGUCGGAGACAUCGUUAGGCGUGGAGCAAGCUGUCAAGGAUCCUGCAAAGCCUAAUAUCUGGGAGGUGGGAGUUUCCGCACCCGAAACGGCAGCCUCAGCCUCGGAUGCUAACCUAAAGGUAGGAUCGUUUUCGCGAAGAUUUUCGCUGAAUUGGAUCAUGUGCAGAGACAAGAGAGUGGUGUUCUCCGCGGCUUCGCCGUCUCCGCAAUCGGACCCCAAACAGAGGACGCGGCCCAUUACCAUAUAACCACCAUUCACUUGUGUAUAGAACUCCAAUUCGCUGGUUUAGUCGGCUAGUAUUCAUUCCGUGCACGUCUGCCAUGGGUGCGGUUCAGGCCUCAUGUCUGCGCACUCGGUAUCGUUUUGUGUAGGAGGAGUCGCGACCAGAAUCAGUGCUCAUCUCGUCGAGAACUAGAUCUAGCCACAAAACGAUAAUUUAGAAGCUGUUUGUCGAUGACUGUUUUGGCAAAAACUGUUGUGCUGUGCGUGGUACCUGGCCAUCGUUUACUGAAACAUUCUUAUCAGGAAUCUCUGAAACGUUUAUUUCAAUAAGAAUGAUUGGGUACAUGUCCCAUCGAUUAUGUCGUC
Molecule: messenger RNA, 3496 nt
Organism: Physcomitrium patens
Lineage: Eukaryota; Viridiplantae; Streptophyta; Bryopsida; Funariales; Funariaceae
Source: RefSeq, a predicted model, not a curated record